AUGGCCAGCCUCAUGGUAGCAAAUUGCUCCAUACGGCUACAAGCUUGCCAUUCCAGUAGCUUCCUGCGCGGCAAGGCCCACAGCUGCAAUAGGGAGAACCAAUCUGAUUGUGGCAAAACAGGCAAGAUGUAUCCUCAAUACCAUUGCUCCCCUCCUGUAACUGGCAAUACCCAGGCAACCAUGACUAUCAAUAGCUUUGCUGAAGGUGGUGAUGGUGGGGCCCCCUCAGAGUGUGACAACAAAUACCAUAGUGAUAGUGAAAUGGUUGUGGCCUUGUCUACAGGGUGGUAUAGUGGUGGUAGCCGAUGCCUGAAUAAAAUCAGGAUAAGUGCCAACGGCAGAUCGGUAUUGGCUAAGGUUGUCGAUGAGUGUGAUUCGGUAUAUGGGUGUGAUUCUGAUCAUGAUUUUCAACCACCAUGUCCCAACAACGUAGUGGAUGCUUCUCCAGCCGUGUGGAAGGCGUUGGGGAUACCUAAAUCUCAGACCGGCGAUUAUACUAUCACAUGGUCGGACGCGUGA
This is a messenger RNA of Magnolia sinica, 519 nucleotides long. Its product is annotated as putative ripening-related protein 4. The transcript has a single exon. NCBI's taxonomy places the organism in Eukaryota, Viridiplantae, Streptophyta, Magnoliopsida, Magnoliales, Magnoliaceae. Bases 1 to 519 code for a protein of 172 amino acids. The record is from RefSeq and is a predicted model, not a curated record.